AGGCUGCAGCUGGAUUCGAUCCUGCGCGACUGCCGCGAAGGCGGGGGCGGAGGCUCGGCCUGCGCGGCUGGGAGCGGCUUAGGGGAGGAGGGAAGACCGGAAGCCACGGUUGCGUCCCCAUCCUUAGAUUCGCUCCUCCGGGCAGGGAGCGGAGACGGAGGAGGAGGGAGAGGCUGAAUGUUGGCUCGGUAAUUGAGCGGAGCGGCCGCUCCAGAGCCUCCUCCCGGGGCGCCCCCCUCAGUCCGUCUGCGCUUCUCAGCCGCCAGUCUCCUGGCCGCGCAGUCCCCGCGGACGGCCGGGUCGCGGAGACCCUCGCAGAAGAGGCGCUGCCGGUGGCGAGGACUGGCCGGCGGCAUCCGAGGCGCGCGCCCCACCGCCACCCCCACCCGCCUGCCAGCCGGUCCCUCCGGCCGCCGCCAUGUCCUCCUCCUCUUCCUCCCCCAGGGAGACGUACGAGGAGGACCGGGAGUACGAGAGCCAGGCCAAGCGUCUUAAGACCGAGGAGGGGGAGAUCGACUACUCGGCCGAGGAAGGCGAGAACCGCCGGGAAGCGACGCCCCGGGGCGGGGGCGAUGGCGGCGGCGGCGGCCGGAGCUUCUCCCAGCCGGAGGCAGGUGGAAGUCAUCAUAAAGUUUCUGUUUCACCCGUCGUCCAUGUUCGAGGACUCUGUGAAUCUGUGGUGGAAGCAGACCUCGUGGAAGCGCUGGAAAAAUUUGGGACAAUAUGCUAUGUGAUGAUGAUGCCAUUUAAACGACAGGCUCUAGUGGAAUUUGAAAACAUAGAUAGUGCCAAAGAAUGUGUGACAUUUGCUGCAGAUGAACCCGUGUACAUUGCUGGUCAACAGGCUUUUUUCAACUAUUCUACAAGCAAAAGGAUCACUCGGCCAGGAAAUACUGAUGAUCCAUCAGGAGGCAACAAAGUUCUUCUGCUCUCAAUUCAGAAUCCGCUUUAUCCAAUUACAGUGGAUGUUUUAUAUACUGUAUGCAACCCUGUUGGCAAAGUGCAACGUAUUGUUAUAUUCAAGAGAAAUGGGAUACAAGCUAUGGUUGAGUUUGAAUCAGUCCUUUGUGCCCAGAAAGCUAAAGCAGCACUCAAUGGAGCUGAUAUAUAUGCUGGAUGUUGCACACUAAAAAUUGAAUAUGCACGGCCAACUCGUCUAAAUGUUAUUAGGAAUGACAAUGACAGUUGGGACUACACUAAACCAUAUUUGGGAAGACGAGAUAGAGGAAAGGGUCGCCAGAGACAAGCCAUUUUGGGAGAACACCCUUCUUCGUUUAGACAUGAUGGCUAUGGAUCCCAUGGUCCAUUAUUGCCUUUACCAAGUCGUUACAGAAUGGGCUCUCGAGAUACACCUGAACUUGUUGCUUAUCCAUUACCGCAAGCUUCUUCCUCUUACAUGCAUGGAGGAAAUCCCUCUGGUUCAGUUGUAAUGGUUAGUGGAUUACAUCAACUAAAAAUGAAUUGUUCAAGAGUCUUCAACCUGUUCUGCUUAUAUGGAAAUAUUGAGAAGGUAAAAUUUAUGAAGACCAUUCCUGGUACGGCACUGGUAGAAAUGGGUGAUGAGUAUGCUGUAGAAAGAGCUGUCACACACCUUAAUAAUGUCAAAUUAUUUGGGAAAAGACUUAAUGUUUGCGUGUCUAAACAACAUUCAGUUGUUCCAAGUCAAAUAUUUGAGCUGGAGGAUGGUACGAGUAGCUACAAAGAUUUUGCAAUGAGCAAAAAUAAUCGCUUUACAAGUGCUGGCCAAGCAUCUAAGAAUAUAAUCCAGCCACCCUCCUGUGUUUUGCAUUAUUAUAAUGUUCCAUUGUGUGUCACAGAAGAGACCUUCACAAAGUUGUGUAAUGACCAUGAAGUUCUUACAUUCAUCAAAUAUAAAGUGUUUGAUGCAAAACCUUCAGCCAAAACACUUUCUGGGCUAUUAGAAUGGGAGUGCAAAACUGAUGCAGUAGAAGCGCUUACAGCACUGAAUCACUAUCAGAUAAGAGUCCCCAAUGGUUCCAAUCCCUAUACAUUGAAGCUUUGCUUUUCUACAUCAUCCCAUUUAUAAGAAGAGAAGAGCAUGUUAGAAUUUAUGUUCACCUUUAUUACAAUUUCAAAGCUACACUUCAUUAAAAAAAAAAAAACUAAAAUGGUUGAUCUCAUGUUGCCUUGCUUACUUUAAGAUCCUGUUCUGUAAUAAACAUAUUUUGCCUCGAGUAAAUUUGUUGUAAACUUAAAUAUUGAAUUGUUUUCAUUUUAAGAUAGAAUAUCAUAAUGUAGACUACAGCUUCAUUGUAGAUUAUACAGAUAUAUGAUUUCUAACCUUAUUACUGGAAUUUUUCUUCCACAGUAAAAAUAUAUUUGCAUUCUUAAUGCUAAUUAUCUGCAAGUAUUUUUUCAUUGUGUAAGAGAUUAAUGCAGGUGAAAGUAUUGCAUUUUAAUAUAGAAUUCCUAUUAUAUGUUUAGAUGUUUAAGUAUGUUGCAGUUACUCAUAUUAAACAUAACUUGUAUUUAUUAUUUUAAUCAAGUUUGAGAAUAACAUUACGUAUGUUGAAUUUUAAGUGCUACAGAUUUAACUGAUUUUAUAUUUCUGAAAGGCUAACAGACAUGGAUACACGUAUACAGUAUGCAUUCAAACUUAUUUAAAUUGGUGUAUUUUUUUUUAAGUCACUGUCCAUUUGUAUUGACAUGCCUCUGUUUCUAGUCCAGUUUGGAGAUUUUAUAAAGUUAUAACAAUGAGUUAAUGUGUUCAUUUUCAUUUGUUGCAUGUGACUUAAAUCUUAGAUACAGCUAGUAUUUGGCAUUGAGAUUUUUAUAGAGGUUAUAAUUAACAGUUCCUCUUAUAGAUAAUAAUCUGGGAUCCAUGGGUGGGCUUCAGAGAAUCUGUGUACCCCCUAAAAUUGUAUGUAGAAUUUUGGAUAUUUACAUUUUUAUUUUUUACUCUUGGAUCCAUCAGUAAUAUGUAUUUUUCUAUAUGGUACAAGAUUUAAGGAUCUAAUUUUAUUUUUAUUCCAAACAGAUAGCUAUUUGUCUCAAUACCAUUUAUUAAACAUUCUUUCUCCCACUGGAUCUGUUUUUUUUUUUUCUUUUUAAAAUAAUAGAUUUUAUACAUAGGCAAGUAAGAUUUAAGGACCAAACAUGGUAUUAAGAGACUAUAGCACGAUUGUUGUCAAGUUCACAGCUUUUUUACAAUAGAAAAACUGAUGUGGCCAUUUUGUUUUCAUCUUUAAAAGAAGGGAGAAUACGUGUCAUCUACCUAGAAUAACUGAUAUCAAUAGUUGACAAUAUCAGUUUUGUAAUCCUGACACUUUAAAAUUUGUAAAUGAAAGUUCCAUUUAGAUCUUUUGUAAAGACUUUAUUUUAAAUUUUAAUAUAAAAAAUCCUUUUAGAAAUAAGGCAGGCGUUUACAAUUUUAGGGAAACUAAACACACAUUAACAUUUAUUUCCCCUCAUUUUGAUGGCAGUGGGCCAGGAUUUAGCCCUCUAAAGAUAAAGAAAAAAUUAAAUUUAAUCUAGAAGUAUUUUAGACCCUUAUCACAGAACCCAGUAAGUUAUGCCAAGGGUAACUGUGUGAACUAUGUUCGAUACUGGGCUAUGUAUGUUUCUUAUUCGUUGCCAAUUUAAUACCUAAGUUUAUCUAACUUUACAAUAAAGCUUUUUUUCCCCUAUAAAUACUUUUCUACCUCUGUUGAAAAAUUGAAAUACCUUAAUUUUGGUUUAUGUAAUAGUUCUACUUUCCUUCCUCCUCUGAAAAUUAAUGUGGGUUGUCAGAAUUACAGACUUUUUAAUGCCUAAGAUUUUAAGAAAUAAACCUGUAGGUAUUGGCAGGGCUUAUUUCAUUUAGAUUUUAAUUAGUUUUGAUGUGUAGAAAUGAUUUUUAUCUGUAAGGCUCUCUCUCCACCAAAAUAAGUGAAUUGUUUGGGAGUAAACUAGUUGGUAAGUUGGGCCUUGCUGAUAGAUAUAUGCACUGGUGUGUAAGCCCUAUACUGCUGCUGUCACUAAUGUUUUUGAUAGUUUACUUAGGCAUGACUGCUAUUAAUGAAGUUUGCUUUGUGAAUACUCUCUUUCCUUAGCCUUGGUAACAUUCUUCUCUGUGCUAUCUUUAUGCUUUUAGAAGAACAAGAAAAAGCAGAUUUAAGAGCUGUAAAGAAAUAAUACUAGCUUUGAGUUUUUUAAAAAAAUAUUGAAAUCCCAUCUCUGUAUCCAAAUCCUACUACAUAUUUGAUAAUAAAUCUGCCAAACUGAGUUAUGGAA
Messenger RNA from Symphalangus syndactylus (siamang), 4233 nucleotides. It is a transcript of the gene HNRNPLL, whose product is annotated as heterogeneous nuclear ribonucleoprotein L like. Gene Ontology annotation, biological process: mRNA processing. Gene Ontology annotation, molecular function: RNA binding. Gene Ontology annotation, cellular component: nucleus. Lineage: Eukaryota; Metazoa; Chordata; Mammalia; Primates; Hylobatidae. The record is from RefSeq and is a predicted model, not a curated record.